Molecule: messenger RNA, 2055 nt
Organism: Lichtheimia ornata
Lineage: Eukaryota; Fungi; Mucoromycota; Mucoromycetes; Mucorales; Lichtheimiaceae
Exons: 10
Coding region: 1-2055 (684 amino acids)
Biological process (GO): mRNA splicing, via spliceosome
Cellular component (GO): catalytic step 2 spliceosome
Molecular function (GO): RNA helicase activity; ATP binding; RNA binding
Source: RefSeq, a predicted model, not a curated record
AUGGAUCCUGCAAAGCGACGAGUACCGAUUUCGAUAGAGGAACUGAUCGAGAGAAAAGAACAAGAGAAGAAUGCUGCAAACAAACCGAAAUUCUUGACCAAGGAAGAGCGACAGCGAUUGGCUUUAGAACGUCGACAGAAAGAAGUGGAAGAGAAAAGAAAGCGUGAAGAACAAGAACGUCAAGCUCGUCAAUCGUUUGAUAUGAAAGCAGAAGAUGAAUAUCGACGUACGAUGCAAGAGCAGCACAGUCGCCAUUCUCGCCAUGGUCGAUCCUCUCGACGAGAAAACGAUAACAAGAGGCGUGAACGGACCCCAGAAGAACCUGAUUCAGAAAAUGGAUUGAAUGAUAAGGAAAAACAAGCUAUUCGCGAACGUUAUUUCGGUGGGGAACGCAAAAAGCGCAAAAUACGACGUAUGAAUGAACGCAAAUUUGUUUUCGAUUGGGAUGCCGGUGAAGAUACGUCUUACGACUUCAAUCCCCUAUACGCGAAUCGACACAGUGCACAGAUGUUUGGACGUGGACACAUUGCUGGUGUUGAUAUCAAGGAACAAAAGAAGCAUCGAUCCGAAUUCUACAAUCGGUUACUUAAGGAUCGCCAGACUGCUGAAGAACAAGAACGCGCCAUGGAACUUAUGGAAAUGGAUCGCAAGAAGGAGGCCAAGAUGAUGUGGGAUGACCGUCAUUGGACAGAGAAACCCUUACAGCAAAUGACUGAAAGAGAUUGGCGUAUUUUCAAAGAAGAUUUCAACAUUACGACCAAAGGUGGCAAUAUCCCUCGUCCUAUUCGUUCAUGGGAUGAAUCGCAACUUCCCUCUCGAGUUUUGGAGAUCAUCGAAGGCGUUGGGUACAAGGAACCUACUCCUAUUCAAAGACAAGCAAUUCCUAUCGGCAACCAGAAUCGAGAUAUCAUUGGCAUUGCUGAAACUGGUUCGGGUAAAACUGCUUCAUUCGUUAUUCCGCUGCUUUGCUAUAUCUCGGACUUGCCCAAACUCAAUAUGGAUAAUAUGGCUGAUGGACCCUAUGCAUUGAUCAUGGCGCCGACUCGUGAACUUGCACAGCAGAUCGAGCAGGAAACUCUAAAGUUUGCCACCCCAAUGGGAUUUAACUGUGUUUCUAUCGUUGGUGGUCAUGCGAUUGAGGAGCAAUCAUUUAAUUUGCGUAACGGUGCUGAAAUCAUUAUCGCUACACCAGGCCGUUUGAAGGAUUGUCUUGACCGACGCAUUUUGGUGUUGAACCAGUGUACCUAUGUCGUAAUGGAUGAAGCCGAUCGUAUGAUUGAUAUGGGUUUUGAAGCCGAUGUGAAUUUUAUUCUCGAUGCUCUACCUGUUUCCAAUGUUAAACCUGAAGACGAGCAAGAACAAGAGGCUAAUGGAAGAAAGUAUCGCCAAACCACCAUGUUUUCAGCCACCAUGCCUCCAGCAGUAGAGCGACUGGCGAAGAAGUAUUUGAGACGCCCUGCAGUUGUUACAAUCGGCACCGCUGGUCAGGCUGUGGAGACUGUUGAACAACGUGUCGAGAUGAUCAACGACGAGAACAAAAAGAAGAACCGUCUACUGGAGAUUCUCAACUCAGGUGCUUUCGAGCCUCCUAUCAUUAUAUUUGUCAAUCAAAAGAAGGGUGUUGAUGUCCUUGCCAAGGCGCUUAAUAAGUUGGGAUUCCAUGCAGUAACCUUACAUGGUGGUAAAUCUCAGGAACAAAGAGAAUCUGCUUUGACGCAACUCAAGACUGGUAAUGCUGAUGUGCUAGUUGCUACCGAUGUGGCUGGACGUGGUAUUGAUGUUAAGAACGUGUCGCUUGUUAUCAAUUACGAUAUGGCCAAGAACAUUGAAGAUUACACCCAUCGUAUCGGUCGUACAGGUCGUGCAGGCAAAUCUGGUGUUGCUAUUACGUUCCUGACCAACAAUGACACGGAAGUCAUGUAUGACUUGAGACAAAUGCUCGCUAAAUCUCCUCUAUCCAAAGUACCCCACGAAUUGGCACAUCAUGAAGCAGCACAGACCAAGCCAGGCAUUGCCAAAGCUAAAAAGAAGCAUGAAGAAACAAUCUUUACUUGA